Molecule: messenger RNA, 2545 nt
Organism: Haliotis rubra (blacklip abalone)
Lineage: Eukaryota; Metazoa; Mollusca; Gastropoda; Lepetellida; Haliotidae
Product: organic cation transporter protein-like
Exons: 12
Coding region: 110-1720 (536 amino acids)
Biological process (GO): transmembrane transport
Cellular component (GO): membrane
Molecular function (GO): transmembrane transporter activity
Source: RefSeq, a predicted model, not a curated record
UGUCAUCCACUGUAGUUCGGCCUUCACAGUAGACGAACGGUUUUGGUCGCCGACUGGAUCCUGUGACGUAUCACACUGCCGGAAUCCUCUUCACGGGACACGUUGCGACAUGGCAGACGUCAAAGUGGAACCCCCAAAGACCAUUGACAACGUACUACAACUACUGGGCACACUUGGUCGCUAUCAGCUGUUUCAAGCUGUCCUGCUGGCUAUUGGAAACUUAUCAAUUUGUUUCCAUCUCCUCAACUUCGUCUUUAUAGCCCAAGAUGCGAAAGAACAGUGCGCUGUGACUCCACUUUAUGGCAACGACACCAACACCGACUACGGCAAAUGUGACGUUACCGUACAGAACAACAUCACCAAUGUCACGUCAACACAUACAUGCAAUGCCUGGACAUAUGGUGUCAAGAAGGAUUAUUCUAUAGUUUCGGAGUGGGAUCUCGUGUGUGGGAAUGUCUUCCUCGGUCGCCUCCCGCAGUCUCUCUUCAUCGUUGGACAAGGGGUUGGCGCAGCCACGGUCUCGGUGAUGUCGGACAAAUUCGGGAGGAGGCCUUUCCUUGUCAUGUCACACGUGUUGACGGCCGGUGCAGGUCUUGCUUUAGCGUUCGCUCCUAACAUCGCAGCUUUUUCUGGUCUGAGAUUGGUGAAUGGAAUUUUCCAACAGGGCAUCGUCGUAACAACUUACACUAUGCUAAUGGAAGCGUUCCCGAGGAGCAGGCGAUUAGAACUGGCCACUUUUAACGCGUUAUCGUGGAGCAUCAGCACAGUACUCCUCACAGGGACGGCCUACUUGUUACGUGAUGUGGACUGGAGAACUCUGCAGCUUAGUUUCGUGUCGGUGUCCAUCACUGUCCUUCUGCAGAUCUUGUAUUCUGGACUUUAUGGGGAGUCCCUGAGAUGGUUGAUCACUAACAAAAGGGCCAAAAGAGCAUUUGCAAUAUUCAAGAGGGCAGCCAAGAUGAACAAAGUCGAGGUAACAGAUGUACCAUUGCCAGGCAUCGGACCCGAAAAACCACCCGUUGAACUGAGCAGCACGAAAACAAAAUAUUUGGAAGCAAAAGAGACCGAGACAGCUGACGUGAUGUACAGCUGCCUGGACUUGGUGCGGACCAAGUUUAUGUUGAAGAUAUGUGGCGUUGUGUGGUUCUCCUGGUUGAUCGACAGCUUGACAUACUUCAGCCUCUAUCUGACUUCUUCAUCACUUGCUGAUGAUCACUAUCUGAACUUCUUCCUCAACUCGUUGGCUGAAAUACCAUCAGGUCCACUAAACUUGUUUGUCGGAAAACGGUGGGGAAGGAGAGUUUUCUUCAUGUUCUUCCACGUACUGGCUGGUGUGUGUCUUCUUUUGGCCACUACAAUCAGAGUACUGGCGGUCGGCCAAGCAGCAUCAACGGCAGCCACAGUCUUCGCCUUCAUUGGGAAAAUCGGUAACAGCGCCUGUUUCAAUGCAAUGUUUGUGUAUGCGCCCGAGAUCUUCCCGACAAAUCUCAGAUCCGCAGGUAUGGGCUCCGGUUCUACAGCUGCUAGGGUUGGAGGGAUGAUCGCCCCUUUCAUAUCUAUACUAGCAGCCAUUGCACCCUGGGCUCCUGGGACUAUUUUCGGGGUAGCGUGUUUGAUAACAGCUGGGCUCAAUUAUUUUCUCCCUGAACCAGAGGGACGAGAACUUCCCCAGACAAUAGAGGACGUCAAGGCCUGGGGUAAAGCGCCCGCAAGAGAUUAACACUACCCUGGAAAAACAAAGAUGUACGCGAUUUGAAAAAUGAUAUGCCAAAAUGUACCUAUGUAUCCGAGUGGUGGACAUUCAACUAUUAUUGCAAGAUAAUGUUUUUAGCGCCAGCAAGAUGAAUGACCUAUAACUGAAUGUAAAACCAGUUAGAUACCACCAAUUGUCAAUUAAAACAAUCAUUUUUUUAUACGGGCUAUUACCGCUUCGGGAUAAGCACGCAUUAUUGCAAUAUAAGUACUUUCUGAGUGAGUUAAAAGUUAUCAUCACCUCGGCAAUAUUUCAUCAAUAUCGUGACGAGAGAAAAUUAUAGGUAAAAAUAUUACAAUAAACGGUAUAGAAUUCUGUCGACAAAGGACAGUAUAACAACUAGAUUAUCACAAUGCAUCCAAAUAUUAAAUAAAAACGAUUUAGGUGCCUUUAAUAUAAUCCCUGUAAAUUAACCACACAAUAUAAAAAUGGGCCAGCAACCAAAGCCACUAACAACCUCAGAAGUACUUUCUGAACUUUAUACUUCUCAAAAUCCACCACUGCUUGUAAGGCAAGGUAUGUUUUACUUCACAAAUAAUACUGACAACAAGUCUUAGAGGUCUGUAGUUCCGUAUUUUAUCCAUAUACACGUAAACAGAGAUUAUAUUUCGUUCCAGCUGGGUGUACAAAAUAGUUGUUGGAACCAGGUCAUGUUUUGCCAAGUAUCCUAUUAGAUGUGUAUAUGUUUUUUCGUCUUUGAAUAAUUCACAACAGAAAAAUAUAUUGGAAUUCGUCUGAAAUAGACGUUGAUUUAUUAAUGUUCAAGCCCCCUGUUCCCUUAUCAUUCCAUUA